AAAUCUUGGUCAACCAUUCAAAACUCGCAGCCUCCACCCCAACCUCUUCACCUUCCUCAUUCAUUAUCCAUCUUCUCCAACCAGCAACAGCCCCAAAACCCAUAACCCAAAAAGCAAAAACAAAAAAUUCAAUGGAGAUCUCAUCUAUUUGUCUCUCUCCAGUCUCUACUUCCAUUCCAAGAGUAACCCCACCUUCUCUCCCCUUUUCUUCUUCCAACUCCACCUUCUUUGCCAGCAAUGCCACCCUCACUUUCUUCAACAAAACCAAGCCCAACAGCAACACUCUGGUACUGGGUGGAGCUACAACCAGGACCAGAGUUGAGAGAGCAAGAAAGGGUCUGACUUGUAACGCUUUGUUCGGUCUUGGAGUGCCUGAGCUGGCUGUUAUUGCUGGAGUUGCAGCUCUGGUUUUUGGGCCCAAGAAGUUGCCUGAAGUAGGAAAGAGUAUUGGCAAGACUGUCAAGAGCUUCCAACAGGCAGCAAAAGAGUUUGAGUCUGAGCUUAAAAAAGAACCUGAUUCCAUAACAGAGCCUCCUGUCGAGAAACCUGCAGCUGUCAGUGAAGAGGAGAAACAAGAUAUCAAGGUUUCAAGCACAAAGGAGAGUGUAUGAUAUUUGUAGAAAUGUCAUUUGGUACACUGUUUCAGUUUUCCACUAUUGUAUUAAUGGUUUUAGUAAAAUUAUUCAUAUCCAGUGUAGAUCAGUCAUGUAAGAAAUUUCCUUCAAGUUUAAGAUCAUGCUUGCUAAGGCAUAACUAGCUUAUCUAGAGCUUUACAUUGGGUCAGAAGACCCAGUUUUACAUAGCAAUUGAAGGUCGGCAUAAUCAACUGCUCCAUUAUUUUCAAACCAA
Quercus robur (English oak) is the source of this 849-nucleotide messenger RNA. Its product is annotated as sec-independent protein translocase protein TATA, chloroplastic. The transcript has 2 exons. Gene Ontology annotation, biological process: protein transport by the Tat complex. NCBI's taxonomy places the organism in Eukaryota, Viridiplantae, Streptophyta, Magnoliopsida, Fagales, Fagaceae. The record is from RefSeq and is a predicted model, not a curated record. The coding region runs from base 132 to 611 and encodes 159 amino acids. Gene Ontology annotation, cellular component: membrane.